Molecule: messenger RNA, 677 nt
Organism: Ilex paraguariensis (yerba mate)
Lineage: Eukaryota; Viridiplantae; Streptophyta; Magnoliopsida; Aquifoliales; Aquifoliaceae
Source: the annotation of a GenBank genome assembly
AUGGUUAAACAUUGUGGGGGUCUUCCAUUAGCUGUGGUUGUUCUUGGAGGACUUUUGGCCACAAAAGAGGCCUUGAACGAGUUAACUCUGCUAACCCAAUUGUUGGGAUGUCCUGAACUUCAUAAGUUGCUUAUAAAAGGGACAAUAGGUAAGUUACCUGAGCACACCCAUUUGUCUUCAAGUGUUACCCAACUAUCUUUGUAUAGAUCUGAACUUGAAGAAGACCCUAUGGCAACGUUGGAAAAGCUUCCUAACUUCAACUUGCUUGAGUUGGUGACAGACAUCUUUGCUGGGGAGGAAAUUGUCUGCUCUGCUAAGGGCUUUCCACAACUCAAAAGGCUUGUACUGAUUAAUUUAAGCAAUUUACAAAAGUGGAGGAUGGAUAAAGGAGCCAUGCCCAAUCUUUCUACUUUGACAAUCUUUUCUUGCGCCAGAUUGCAGAGGCUUCCGGAGGGACUGAAGUUCGUCACUAAUCUCCAAGUGUUGACAAUUGGGAAUAUGCCCAAUGAAUUCACGGAAAAGAUUCGAAUUGUAGACGGGAAAGAAGGAGAAGAUUUUGACAGACUCCCAACACAUCCCUUCCAUCAUCUUUUAGUGAAAUGAAGCAACAAAAAUCAAGCAAUCAGGAAUUAAACACUACCAAGGACUUUAUUUCAUUUUUUGAGCAAAUGAUGUUC